GCGUUUAACUGCGAAGACGAGUCCUUCACCAAAGCCGAACUAUAAUUCCCAGAAUCCCUUUCAUCGCGGAAGACUUGUUGCGACGAAGCGCUAGAGUCGGCGGCCAAUCAUAACUCGAGCUGCACUUUCGGGGUAGUUUCCUGUAAGAGGAGUGGGAGGCUUUGAAAAGAGUCCAGGAGGAGAGAUUAAAGAAAGAUAUAUCAAGGAUCUGAAGGAAGCAAAUAUCACUUUUGGUUAUAGAAGUAACUUUCUGGCCAAUAACUAUGUGAACAUGGCAAAUAAAAAGCUAAGAAGAGCAGGUUUACCUCAAGAUCUUUGUGAGAGACUAAGUCGACAUCAGAUUAUUACUUGCCGGGACUUCUUAUGUCUUUCCUUCCUGGAAUUAAUGAAAAUGACUGGACAGAGCUAUUGGAGUGUCCAGAAACUUUUUCGGACUGUCAGCCUAUCCUGUGCUCCCAGAAUGCAAACAGCUUAUGAAAUGAAAAUGAAAAGAGCCCUCAAUCCUUCAGCAGCAUUCUUGCCGACAACUCUAGAAGAUCUGGAUAAAAUAUUGCAUGGUGGAAUUGCCUGUAGCAGUCUGACAGAGCUAAGUUGUCUCCAAAGACAGCCUCAGAUAGAGGGCACUACAAUAGUCCAAUCAAGUGGUGAUCAAGUUUGGGUACUUCUGCUCCUGAUUGGUUUAAAAGUGGUGAUUCAACCAGAGAUAACGGGUCCAUCAGGUUGUGGCAAAACUCAGUUCUGUAUUAUGAUGAGCUUGCUGGCCACAAUGCCCACUAACACAGGAGGAUUGGACGGGGCAGUUAUUUACAUCGAUACAGAGUCUGCAUUUACUGCUGAAAGGCUUGUUGAAAUAGCACAGCAUCGAUUCCCAAAUUAUUUUGCUACAGAAGAAAAGCUGAUUGCAAUGACAAACAAGGUUCUUGUCUAUCAGGAGCUAACCUGUGAUAGCGUACUGAAAAGAAUUAAAUCUUUGGAAGAAGAAAUAAUUUCUAAGAAUGUUAAACUAAUAAUAGUUGACUCUGUUGCUUCAGUAGUCAGAAAAGAAUUUGAUACAAAGCGUCAAGGUAACCUGAAAGAACGAAGCAAUUUAUUGACUAAGGAGGCUUCAAUAUUGAAAUACUUGGCUGAAGAAUUUUCAAUACCAGUAAUCUUGACGAAUCAGAUCACCACAUGGCUAAGUGAUGGCCUUGCUGUACAGGCAGACCUCCUGUCUCCAGUUGAUGACUUGUCCCUGUCUGAAGGAUCUUCUAGAAAUGGAGAUUGGGAUUCUGGCUAUGUGACUGCAGCGUUGGGGAACACAUGGAGUCAUUGUGUCAACACAAGGCUGAUUUUACAGUAUUUGGACUCAAAGACAAGACAGAUCCUGGUUGCUAAGACCCCUAUUGCUCCAUUGACAUCUUUCCUGUACAUUAUUGAAAAUUCUGGUUUGGUUCUCCAAGAAACGGAUCCAAAGGAGCAGCCCUGUAGUAAUUGGGAAGGAAUAAACCCAGCCCUGCAAGCAAUAAAAGUGAGGAAAGAUACAUUUCACAAUGAAGCUGAAAUGGCUUUAUCCAGUUUUACCCUGUGAGUCACGUCAGCAGUUGCCAGAAGCAACCAGAAAAACAGAAUACUGAAAUCCAGAGAAGAAGAAAAAGUCCAUGUUUUUGAACUGAUAUCAUUAUUUUCUUGAUCUGAAGCAACUUCUGCAUAGUUUUCAGCUUUUAGUUUACCAGUUGUAAUUUUUUCAAGCUUGACUCUGACAUUUGUGAUCUUACAGCUUUUCUUUAAAUAACAUGAGCAUAAACAAAAUGAUCAGGAACAUUCAUGAAUCCUGUUGGUUGAUGUCGAAUGGCCUCUAUUGGUUAAAUACAAUA
Pseudonaja textilis is the source of this 1853-nucleotide messenger RNA. The record is from RefSeq and is a predicted model, not a curated record. Lineage: Eukaryota; Metazoa; Chordata; Lepidosauria; Squamata; Elapidae.